Ostertagia ostertagi is the source of this 627-nucleotide messenger RNA. Lineage: Eukaryota; Metazoa; Nematoda; Chromadorea; Rhabditida; Trichostrongylidae. The record is from the annotation of a GenBank genome assembly.
AUGGUUUCUGUUCCAGAGAUCGAACAGGAGAAUCGCAUGGAAUCAGGGUCACUUGUAACUUCCAUAUAUAAUCCCCCGAUCCUCGAGCACUACGAAGCACUGGAACGAGGCGAAAUCACCGCCGAAGACUUCGAUCCAAUAUUCACUCAUUUCUUCAACAAAACGCAUAAUCGUACUGAAAAAGUAAUACCUCUAAUUACUUCGGUAAUCGAUCGCCUUUACCACACCGAAAUGAUCACAGAAAUGGAGAACAUAAUCAAGGACUUGGGUAUUCGCACAGCAUUACUGACGAAUAACUUCUUUGCCGAUCGGGCACGUCGUACGCCCACAAUUCCCAUGGGCUUCGAAAAGUACUUUGACGUAGUGGUGGAGUCAUGCCGGGCAGGAAUGCGUAAGCCUGAGCCAGUCAUUUACCGGCGCAUUUGUGAAGCGUUGAAGGUGACACCAGAGGAAUGCGUGUUCCUGGACGAUCUGGGACCCAAUCUCAAGCCAGCCAAAGAGAUGGGCUUCACAACCAUUAAGGUAGUGGUCACAUCUCCUCAUCAAGCUGUCGCUGAUCUGAGAACGAUACUCAAAGACAUACUCGAAUUCCCACCCGGCACAAGGGAGUGUUUACCAAGUUCGUAA